AUGGGUGCAAUCCUUGGACGGCUAAGUGAAAUGGAAGAUGAAAACCUGCGACUGCAAGCUGAGCUGGAUCGCGAGAAAGCCAAGGUGGGUAUCCACAAAUUCCUGCCCCUCUACUUGCUCCCUCGACAGUACCCCAAGGCAAUGAUCAGGGAAAUCGUGACGUACCAGACCAACGAGCUGAUCCCUGGAGUAGGAGCUCCACAGCAGCCAGCACCUGUGCCGGGUACCAAGGCAUCUCUUCAGUCGAGCGAGGCCACGGUGAUCGAGGCAUUGGCUCAGAGCAUGCGUCAGCUGCAGGAGAUCCAGCUGAAGAACUUGCAGAAGGAUGGUAUUGGGGAUGAUGUACCAGAAGUAGUCAAAACUGGAUUGGCAGCGCUACCUGUGCUAGGACCUCCGGAUGGUGAUCAGAGCGGCUUGCUAUUCCAAGACUGGUUGGUGCAAAUAACUACGGCAAUGCAAGACUUGUCUUCGGGAUCUGGGUCUUGGUGGGAGUUGGUCAAGAAUGCGGUGACGAAGGCCUACGAGACUUGGCUGGCAGCCUCGCCGUUGGAAAGGCUGGGCAUAGAACCGCAUGCGGCAGCGGACCUGAUUACGGGCAAGUGGGUCAGGGUAAAUGCAAGAUCGUGUGCGAUGGUGGUGCAGGCCAUUCCGGAAGCGAUCAAACACGACUUGAUAGCGCGGAGGGCGACGCAAUCCAUGCCGCUUAUGUUAUUCCCUCUGUAUACGCUCUAUCAGCCUGGAGGAGCAGGCGAGAGGUCAGUCAUUCUCCAGAGACUUCAAGGUGGCGAUCGACCUCAAGGUGAUCAAGAAUGCCUCCAAAUGCUGAGGGCGUGGCCGCGAUGGUUGCAGCGGUGCCAAGAUAUGAAGAUGUCAAUCCCCGAUGGAACAGUCUUGGCUAAGGGAUUGUCAACUACAACGGCGGCUACCAUAUCGUCGAGUCCAGAUGCGAUGUUUCGUACACAACUGGUUCGCGCGACGCUCAAGAUCGAUCAGCAGCCGUCGCUGGACGAUGUUGUUAAGUACCAGAAGCACUUGCAAGCUGAGGUUGAGAUGAUUCUUUCGUCGUCUUUGAAGGUUACCUCGGCGCCCUCCAUCAAGGCGGUCAAUGUUCCCACGACCGAGCUCGCAAAUGUCUUGCCUGUGGAAGUGAGGUCUCCUACCAGCGCAAAGGGACAUGCGGAACCAGAAGGCUGCGGCCAAGGUAGCAAGUACGGCUACUCCGUCGUCGACCUCGCCUACGAUCAAUGUGGUUUCGUUGAAGGGAGCCAGGGCAACUACGACGAGUGGCAGAGCGGCAGCGCGGUACUAGUCAAUCUGGCUGGAGGAGAGACGGUGGAGUUGAAGAUGAAUGCAGCUGGAACAUUGUUAGUACCAAUGUCGGGUCCCUCCGAAACGACUUCGGCAACGGCGCCUAUCGUGCCGCUUGGUUCCUUAGUGGAGAUGCUGGGAUACCGACUAGAAUGGGCAGGUUCUCGAUGUAAGUUGUUUGGCCGAGAUGGGGAAGUGAUCAACUUACGUGUUCGCAAUGGAUGUCCGGAGAUCACGGAGCAGCAGGCCUUGUCCCUCAUCAGCAAGAUCGAAGACAGGAAGCCGGAAUCGCUGAAGUCACUUACCGAGAUAACUAAGGCCAAGGUUCGUGAAGCAGCUCUGGCGCUGAACAAGACGUGGUUCGAUCAUUUGCUGACGUACUGUGAGUCAGGGUUGAGCUCGGAGGCUUUGCUUGCUAUUGACCGCGCGCCCUUCUUCGAAGGAGUUCAUCGACCCGCUCUUCAAGGCCUUGCAGAAGCAGUUCCAAUUUCCAAUGGAUGGGAUGCGCUAAAGGGCUUGAGAUUUGUGGUGUUGGAGCUUGAUCUGGAAAGGGGAAAGACGCAUGAUGUGAACAAUCCUUUGGUCUGGAGGGCUUUGGAGUGGGGAGCGAGACAUGGUCGCAUUGCAUCGUUGGUUGGUGGGCCUCCUCAAAAUUCCUUUAUGCUGCGGAGACAUAUGACCCCUGGACCAGAGGUCCUUCGGUCUGCCGAGUUUCCGUAUGGUGGGUGGUCAGGCCUGUCUGCAGCAGAGGUUGACUAUGUGAACAAACACACUGGUCUCUUUGCGAAGAUGUUGUAUUUGCAUGCGUUGUCUACGGCGGGUAGAACUAAGUUUCCUCCAGACCCUGCAGACGUUCGUGAAGUGGGUUUUCUACUUGAGCAACCGCGCGAUCCCAGAGGUUAUCUUCGUUUUGAUGACCCUUUGUUCCAAGAUUGCGUGAGUUUUUGGAGAACACCUAUGUGGCAGGAGUGUGCGGAGGAGGCGGGCAUGUCGAGCUACUCGUUUGACAUGUCGUCGAUCGGGAAAGCGCUUCCAAGGCACACGACCAUCGGCACCAAUUUGCCAUUGAGACACUUGGACGGUCUACGAGGUCGGAUACAGCUUGAUGCGGUUCCUCCUGAAAAAGCUCCUCCCUCAGUAUGGUCUCGGGAAUUUUCCGAGGUUGUUGCCAUCGCUGUUCGGACUCAGCGGUUAUCGCCAAGAAUGUUGAAGAUGUCGACGGAGCAGUGGCGGGAACAUGUUAGACGGGGACAUCUUCCUUAUCGUUCAGACUGUUUGACAUGUGUUUCCGCAGGGGCAACGGGGAGGAGGCAUGCAAGGGUGGAGCACCCGAGCUGUUUUGUGAUGUCUGCAGAUGUGAGUGGGCCUCUGAAAGUUCCGGGGCUGGAUGCGGAUGCAAGGGGGGCUUUCCCCCGACCUCAUAAGUACCUCUUCGUUGCGAAGGUUAGAAUUCCGAAGGCCCUUGUUGAUGAUGGUCGUGGUGCAUGCGUCGAGUAUGACCCAGGUGAGCUUGAAGCAGAUGGACCCAUAGCCGAAGGUGCUUUCGACUUCUCUGAAGAUGUUUCCCCAGGAGCUGCCGGUGAAGAAGGUGUCCGGGAAGAGGAGCCUGUGGCAGCCGAUGAGGAUGAUGAUGAUGGGGUUCAAACCAAAAGAAAGGAUCCUCAGCGACAUGAAGAUGAUUCAGAUCUUACGGGCCCAGAUUUGGUGAAUUUAGUGUUUGCAGCUGCGACGCCAGACAAUAAAAGUGCUACGGUGCUGGAGUGCAUCCAAGACGUCGUCCUCUACUGCAAUUCUCUCAAUAUACCAGUACUUCGUUUUCAUUGUGAUCGGGGAAUGGAGUUUUAUGCGAAAGCAACUCGUCAGUGGCUGAAGUACCAUGGUAUUCGAUUUACCACUAGUGAAGGCGGUGUCUAUGGCUGCGGCAUCCCAGAGAGCAACCACACUGGGGAUGGAGACGAAGCUGGCAGCGCCAUUCGGCGCACGGGUGUUGGCAAGUACCUUGGUCUUUCAGAUACGGUGCGAAGGGGACAUGUUAUCUAUGUGACCGAGGGCGAGGCUGAGAAGUUCAUCCAUACAGUCCAUGUUCGCACAGAGUUCACUGAGCCCGAGAUCCCAGAUGUUUUUGAAGCUGAUCUACCGGGCUCAGACUAUCGUGGUGAUGAGGAGCUAAAGGCCAAGGCAUCUGCGCUGAUGAAUUCUUGGUCCCAGGAGGAGGCUGAGAGUUUGUGUGUCCAGAUAGCGCUGAUGCUUGGUUCGCAUGAAAGAGUUUUUGGAGUGUUCCGACAUGGAGGAGCCGUCGGGCUUACAAGGGCCACGUUUGACAGAUCAUGGAUUGUCGAGUUCUUCGUGAAGACCUUUGUGAUGAAGUGCCCUGAUGCAGAGUUCACUUCGUUGUAUGUGUCGGUUAAUGCUCAGAAAGAUCUUCAUACUGACAGCAACAACCUGUCCGGGAAGAGCAACUAUCUGUACCCCAUUGUGAUGCCUCGCCGUGGAGGAGAUCUUUGGAUAGAGAUUUCAGAUGGGGACAUUGUGAGGGGAAAGGUCACGGAAAUGCUGGAUUCCCGAGGAGUUCCCCAUUAUGGCUGCGUGAGUCCACUGGAGCAAGGUCGGAUCACGGUCUUUGAUCCCCGUCGGCGGCACGCUGUUCUUCCGUGGAAAGGAUUGAGAAUAGCUGCUUAUACGACGGGUGUGUUGAGGAAUCUGUCAGGAGCUGAUCGUGAAGUUCUCGCUCGUCUAGGGUUUCCAGUACCCCCAGAAGGUGAUGAUCCGGCGCCCGAAGUAUCACUGCGUAUGGUUUCGGUACAAGCACAGAAGGAGGACAACUACAUCAAAGAGCUUGAGGAAGAAAUCUGUGCGAUCCCCAAGAGCAUGACGAGUAACACUGAUGGAGGUACCAAUGACAGAACCCUUGAUCAACAAAGCUCGGAUGAGGAGGAAAAGAUCAAUGAUGGCUUCCUGAUGCGCUCUACCGAUGAAGAGGUUGAGCAUUGGGACAUGUAUCUUCCGCUUCGAGAAGGUGAUCCAGAAGCUGUUCCUAAGGUCAAGAUUGCGUCUUCCAGUGCUUCCAUUCAGAUGAGCAAGAUGGAGGUGACAUAUACCUCAAAUGUGGAACAUCUAUUGGAUGGCUUGUCGAGUCCUUUGGCCAUUGUUCAUACGGUCGAUCCCAAGGAGGCGCAGGACAGUUUUUCCAAGUGGAUUCCCUCGGUCGAGAAAGAGAUGAGAUGA
Molecule: messenger RNA, 4533 nt
Organism: Symbiodinium sp. CCMP2456
Lineage: Eukaryota; Dinophyceae; Suessiales; Symbiodiniaceae
Source: the annotation of a GenBank genome assembly